Molecule: messenger RNA, 1575 nt
Organism: Cottoperca gobio
Lineage: Eukaryota; Metazoa; Chordata; Actinopteri; Perciformes; Bovichtidae
Gene: srek1ip1
Product: SREK1-interacting protein 1
Exons: 5
Coding region: 125-646 (173 amino acids)
Molecular function (GO): nucleic acid binding; zinc ion binding
Source: RefSeq, a predicted model, not a curated record
GAACCCAGUAGUUUCUAGAACAAAUGUUUCCGGCCGACGUUAUUUUGAGUGAAGACUCGUGGAAAUUUUGGUUGAUUCGCGCUCUAACAACCGUCAGUUUUUCGGUUUCAUCGUGGAAAGCACAAUGGCCGCCCCAGGUCCUAAUAAGGACAACAUCAGAGCUGGGUGCAAAAAAUGUGGAUAUCCGGGCCACUUGACAUUUGAGUGCCGAAACUUUGUCAGAGUUGACCCCCAGAAAGACAUUGUUCUGGAUGUAAGUAGCACCAGCAGUGAGGAGAGUGAAGAUGAUGAAGUAGUUCAGCGCAGUGGGAAGCUUGGACGAAGUAAAGGCUCCCAUGAUGACAACACCGACGGUAGAAAAGGGAGACACAAACAAAAGAAAAGCAGCGACAGAAAGUCAAGAAAGAGAUCUAACUCGUCGAGUGAUGACACUACAAAGAAAAAAAAGAAGCGCAGCAGUUCCUACUCCUCAGCUGAUGAAGAGCAGAGGGGAAAGAAAAAGAAAGUGAAAAGCCAGAAGAAGAAAAGCAAAAAGACCAAAAAGGAACACGGGAAGCAACAGAAGAAGAGACAGAAGAAGAAGAAACAAGCAUCAUCUUCCUCCUCUUCUUCUUCCAGCUCCAGUGAAUCCUCAGACGGUGACUGAGACAGCUGUGCAGUGUGUGGAGGUCCAGCAUAUUUAUUCUCCAGUCCAUGAAAAGUGUGUUUUGCAGACAUUUUGUAAAUAAGGCACCUCAUCUUGUUCCAUACAAAUGUGCAUUACUGAGACAAGGAUUUAAAUGAUUAACUAAGGGAAUGAAAAGAAUGUUUGGAGUUCUCUGAAACAUUUUGGAAAACAUGUAGAAAACAGGGGACCAUGUUCAGAUGUAGUGUUUCCUUGUCCUUCCAGGCCCGCUGUCAUUUCACUUGUGACAGUGUUUGUUGCCUGCAGAGGAAUCUUUAAGCAACACAUUGUGCGGUCUCCUGUCAUACAUAUUACUGAACAUCAGUGGUUUUCAAGUCCAAUUAAGAAAUGUAGGUGAGGGGAUAAAAGUCUGGAUACUUUUAGUAAUAAUAAGAGAUGAUGAUUCCAGAUGAUGUCCUUUUUUUGUAUUUGUUCUUUUAUACACUUUGUUGCUUCACUGUUUCUUUGAAAUGAAAAACAUUUUUAAAAGGUCAAAUGUGAAUGUCAAACCUGAUUCGACAUGAUUCGAAGGGCUAUGGGGUAACAUGACUUGUGGCUGAACUAUCGGCCAGAAUUAACGAUAAGCGUCCAUUUUCUUCCCCGUGCUGACGAGUCAGCAGCAGGUGAACUACUGGAUGAUAUCAGUAGACAAAUUACAAUGUUAACUUGCUUAAAUGUUUAUACAGUGCAUUUGCUAUGGUUGCCCAUAGUACGAUACAACUCCUGGAGGUGGCUGUUAAUAUUUCAAAGAAUGACUUCUGCUUUAACCUUUAAGCACCCACACCUUGUUGAAAACCAUCUGGACAUAUCAAAAGUUCAUUACAAAAACAUUGUGUGUACAUUUCGGGAUCAAUAACUGAGCCUCCUUAUACAACUUUGUUGUUUUUUUUGUAAUAAAAUAUAUAUUUGUA